Delphinapterus leucas (beluga whale) is the source of this 4892-nucleotide messenger RNA. The record is from RefSeq and is a predicted model, not a curated record. Lineage: Eukaryota; Metazoa; Chordata; Mammalia; Artiodactyla; Monodontidae.
CCGGAGCCCGGCGCGCAGCUGCGGAGAGUACCGUGGAGUCCGCGCCCCGACGCUUUGCGCCCGCAGUGUUCGUCUCGUCCGCCGCGUCCCGGCCGGGCAUGGGGCAGCCCGGCUGAGCGCCGCACCCCGCCGCCGAGACCCCCAGCCCAAGCCACCGUCCCUCUCGCCGCGGCUCCAGCGUGCACCGGCGAUGGAGAAGGCGACGGCCGGCACCGUGGGGCUGCGGUUGCUGCUGCUGCUGCCGCUGCUCGGCGAAGCCCCACUGGGACUCUACUUCUCAAGGGAUGCUUACUGGGAGAGGCUGUACGUGGACCAGCCGGCCGGCAUGCCCCUGCUCUACGUCCACGCCCUGCAGGACGUCCCCGAGGAGGUGCCCAGCUUCCGCCUGGGCCAGCACCUCUACGGCGCCUACCGCACACGGCUGCACGAGAACGACUGGGUCCGUAUCCAGGAGGACACGGGGCUUCUCUACCUUAACCGGAGCCUGGACCACAGCUCCUGGGAGAAGCUUAGCAUCCGCAACGGUGGCUUCCCGCUGCUCACCGUCUACCUCCAGGUCUUCCUGUCGCCCACGUCCCUUCGUGAGGGCGAGUGCCAGUGGCCAGGCUGUGCCCGAGUGUACUUCUCCAUCAUCAACGCCUCCUUCCCGGCUUGCGGUGCCCUCAAACCCCGGGACCUCUGCUUCCCCGAGAUGGGCCUGUCCUUCCGCAUUAGGGAGAACAGGCCUCCCGGCACCUUCCACCAAUUCCGCCUGCUCCCUGUGCAGUUCCUCUGCCCCAACGUCAGCGCAGCCUACAGGCUUCUGGGAGGUGAGAGUCUGCCCUUCCGCUGCGCUGUGGACAGCCUGGAGGUGAGCACGCGCUGGGCCCUGGACCGCGAGAAGCGGGAGAAGUAUGAGCUGGUGGCUACGUGCACGGUGCGCGUCGGCACGCGUGAGGAGGAGGUGAUGGUGCCCUUCCCCGUGACCGUGUACGACGAAGACGACUCUGCGCCCAGCUUCCUUGGGGGCGUCGACACCGCCAGCGCCGUGGUGGAGUUCAAGCGGAAGGAGGGCACUGUUGUGGCCACACUACGUGUCUUCGAUGCAGAUGUGGUGCCAGCAUCCGGGGAGCUCCUGAGACGGUACACAAGCACGCUGCUCUCCGGGGAUGCCUGGGCCCUCCAGACCUUCCGAGUAGAGCACUCGCCCAACGAGACCUUGGCCCAGGCCAACGGCAGCUUUGUGCGGGCAACCGUGCAUGACUACAGGCUGGUUCUCAACCGGAGCCUCCCCAUCUCGGAGAGCCGGGCCGUGCAGCUGGCCGUGCUGGUCAACGACUCGGACUUCCAGGGCCCGGGGGAGGGCGUCAUCCUCCUCCACUUCAACGUGUCUGUGCUGCCCGUCAGCCUGCGCCUGCCCAGCACCUACUCCUUUGCCGCGAGCAGGCGGGCCCGCCGCUUCGCCCAGAUUGGGAAAGUCUGUGUGGAAAACUGCCAGGAGUUCAGUGGCAUCCACGUGCAGUACAGGCUGCAGCUCUCCAGCGCCAACUGCAGCGCCCUGGGGGUGGUCACCUCGGCCGAGGACACCACGGGGACCCUGUUCGUGAACGACACGGAGGCCCUGCAGCGGCCCGAGUGUGCCCAACUCCAGUACACGGUAGUGGCCGUCGAACGGCCAACCCGCCGGCAAGCCCAGGCCCCACUGCUCGUCACACUGGAGGGGACAUAUGUGGCAGAGGAGCCAGGCUGCCCCCUGUCCUGCGCGGUCAGCAAGAGGCGGCCCGAGUGUGAGGAAUGCGGCGGCCUGGGCUCUCUGACGGGCAGGUGCGAGUGGAGACAGGGAGACGGCAAAGGGAUCACCAGGAACUUCUCCACCUGCUCCCCCAGCAUCAAGACCUGCCCCGAUGGCCACUGUGACGCCGUGGAAAGCAGAGAUGCCAACAUCUGCCCCCAGGACUGCCUCCGGGGCGGCAGCAUCAUUGGUGGGCACGAGCCUGGGGAGCGCCGGGGGAUUAAAGCCGGCUUCGGUAUCUGCAACUGCUUCCCGGAGGAGAAGAAGUGUUUCUGUGAGCCGGAAGACAGCCAAGACCCGCUGUGUGACGGGCUUUGCCGCACAGUGAUCACGGCAGCCGUGCUCUUCUCCUUCAUCGUGUCCGUGCUGCUGUCCACCUUCUGCAUCCACCGCUACCACAAGAAUGCCCACAAGCCACCCAUCGCCUCAGCUGAGAUGACCUUCCGCCGGCCUGCCCAGGCCUUUCCGGUCAGCUACUCCUCAUCCGGUGCCCGCCGGCCCUCGCUGGACUCCGUAGAGAAUCAGGUCUCUGUGGACACCUUCAAGAUCCCGGAGGAUCCAAAGUGGGAAUUCCCUCGGAAGAACUUGGUUCUUGGAAAAACUCUGGGAGAAGGAGAAUUUGGAAAAGUGGUCAAAGCAACGGCCUUCCGGCUGAAAGGCAAAGCGGGGUACACGACUGUGGCUGUAAAGAUGCUGAAAGAGAAUGCCUCGGCGAGCGAGCUGCGGGACCUGCUGUCAGAGUUCAACCUCCUGACGCAGGUCAGCCACCCGCAAGUCAUCAAGCUAUAUGGAGCCUGCAGCCAGGACGGGCCGCUGCUCCUCAUUGUGGAGUAUGCCAAGUACGGCUCCCUGCGGGGCUUUCUCCGAGAGAGCCGCAAGGCGGGGCCCGGCUACGUGGGCAGCAGAGACAGCCGCAACUCCAGCUACCUGGACAACCCGGAGGAGCGGGCCCUGACCAUGGGCGACCUCAUCUCCUUCGCCUGGCAGAUAUCGCGGGGGAUGCAGUACCUGGCCGAGAUGAAGCUCGUCCAUCGGGACUUGGCAGCCAGAAACGUCCUAGUAGCCGAGGGGCGCAGGAUGAAGAUCUCGGAUUUUGGUCUGUCCCGAGAUGUUUAUGAAGAGGAUUCCUACGUGAAGAGGAGCAAGGGUCGGAUCCCAGUCAAGUGGAUGGCCAUUGAGUCCCUCUUCGAUCACAUCUACACCACCCAGAGUGACGUGUGGUCCUUCGGUGUCCUGCUGUGGGAGAUUGUGACCCUGGGGGGCAACCCCUACCCUGGGAUUCCUCCAGAGCGGCUCUUCAACCUUCUGAAGACAGGCUACCGGAUGGAGAGGCCAGACAACUGCAGCGAGGAGAUGUACAGUCUGAUGCUGCAGUGCUGGAAGGAAGAGCCAGACAAGAGGCCAGUGUUCGCUGACAUCAGCAAAGACCUGGAUAAGAUGAUGGUUAAGAGCAGAGACUACUUGGACCUGGCCGCGUCCACCCCAUCUGAUUCCCUGCUGUAUGACGACGGCCUGUCGGAGGAGGAGAUGCCCCUGGUGGACUGUAAUAACGCUCCCCUCCCUCGAACCCUCCCCUCCACGUGGAUUGAAAACAAACUCUAUGGCAUGUCAGACCCGAACUGGCCUGAAGAGAGUCCUGUACCACUCACGAGAGCCGAUGGCACCAACACUGGGUGUCCAAGAUAUGCAAAUGAUAGUGUAUAUGCUAACUGGAUGGUUUCACCCUCCGCGGCACAAUUAAUGGACACGUUUGAUAGUUAACAGUUCUUUGUGAAAGGUAAUGGACUCACAGGGGAAGAAACAUACCGAGAACAGAAAGUCUGCUGGCCCCUCCUUGCACAUUUCACACUGGCUGGUGAUUUUCCCUCCCAGCAGACGUAGCGCUCUGGACCAGUGUUCUGAGUCCAGCACGUAGGUGUCCCUUCCUCUUCAGUCCAUGGCAGCACCCAGCGCUGGUCUGGGUUCAGCAGUGAGCACCACAUACUCCGUGCUCACACGUGUGGGUCCCUCACGCACUCUCCGAACUGUUUGAUUUUUCCGGUUGCCGCCAAACGAGGCCACACGAUUUAAACAUGAAGCACACACACCAAAAAGGCAGCAGGAGAAAAAAAACUGGCCCAGACGACCUGUCCUUGUUCAGAAUGAGAGCCCGGCCAGGCCUCAUAGGGUUGUCAAAGCCCAGCCAGGGCUGGAGAGGGAGAGGGGACCUCGGGACAGGCCUCGGCUCAGCCUUCGAGAUCCUGAGAAUGUUUUUUUUUUUUUUAAAUCAUGGAACCUUUUCUUAGGGAGACAUUUGAUUUUUAUCAUGAUUAAAACGAUUGUUAGAUUUAGCACAGUGGAGAGACAUGAUGCCGCAUUUGCUGUGUAGGUAGGUGGUGUGAGGGGAGAGGGCUCCCAGGACACAGUUGUUCCCGUCGCUGAGUAAUCACUAACCCCCUGACGAGAAGUGUGUGGAGGAGUGGGGCCGUUGAGUGGAGUGGCCUCGUGUCCAAGGACUGCUGACCGCAGAGACUUGCGGUGAAUCCCUGCACCCCACAGCCUUCAGCGUCCCCCCAUCCAGCGCUGAAAAGUGGCGGAGGCUCAUCUCACACAUUAGUGGGGUGGAACUUGUGCCCAGUUUCAAAGGGACAGUUCAGCUAGUUUAGAAGUAGCAUCGACAGUGACACCUCUGAUUACGAUUCUGAUGGAAAAGGCAGUGUUUUGGCUCUUAUAGAGCUUGUGUGAAAAGGUACGUGUAUCCACUCUUCCUGUGUUUGUAACAUAAUGCUGCUAUGGUAAGACAUUUUUGUUUUUUAGGUUCUGACCAUGACUCGUAAGCUUCUUGUCAUUCUUCACUGCUUGUUUGUGGUCACAGACACUCAGCACUCCUCCCAUCCUGCCGGGGUGGCUUUCAGGAAGUCCCGGCAGCUCUUCUUUCUGUCCCAGCGCUGUCACUUUGCAGGAGAGGGUCAGUUAGCAGAACACUGCCUGGGCUUCAUACUUAAACCACUGUGAAAGGACUUAAUGUCGUCUCAUUAAAAUACUGGAUUUUAUAACCAUUUCACAAAAGCAGUAAAAUUAUGGCAUUUUUGUGGCCAGGAAGGCUUGGAUGAGUAUGUGGAGGAGCCGUGUGUGUGUGUGU